Messenger RNA from Cheilinus undulatus (humphead wrasse), 1713 nucleotides. RefSeq names its product finTRIM family, member 84 (gene ftr84). The transcript has 7 exons. The record is from RefSeq and is a predicted model, not a curated record. Gene Ontology annotation, molecular function: zinc ion binding; protein binding. NCBI's taxonomy places the organism in Eukaryota, Metazoa, Chordata, Actinopteri, Labriformes, Labridae. Bases 1 to 1713 code for a protein of 570 amino acids.
AUGGCUGAAUCUAGCUUUCCUUUACCUCCAGAUUCUAUCUGUCCACUGUGUGUGGAUGCAGUGAGAGACCCGGUCACCAUCCCCUGCGGUGACACGUACUGCCUGGAGUGCAUCAAGAUCUAUUGGGACCAGUUUGACCACAUGGGUGUGUACAACUGCCCCCAGUGCCGUGCGACUUUCACACCCCGGCCCGUGCUGAGACGUAAUCUACCAGACGUGAACCAUGAGCCACGACGACAGCUCCCUGAGCUGACCCCUUUUCCCUACAUGCACCGUGAGUCCUUCUGCGAUUUCUGCGUUGGCCGUCGCAACAGGGCUGUGAAGUCGUGUCUGAUGUGCCUGGCCUACUACUGCGAAACACACGUGAAGCCACAUUAUGAGUCGUCCACCUUCAAGAGGCACAAGCUGGUGGACGAGACAGGUCAUCUGGACAGGAAGAUCUGCCCCCAGCAUGAAAAAGGUCUGGAGCUGUUCUGUCGCUCAGACCAGAUGUGCAUCUGUGUGUUGUGUACUGUCAGAGAGCAUCGCAGCCACAAUAUCACCUCAGCAGAGGAGGAGCGCAUUGAAAAACAAAAAGUCUUAGUGGUCACCCAGUCUGAAGUCCAGCACAUCAUUCAGGAGAGGAUGAAGGAGCUGCAGGAGCUCAAACAUAAUGUGGAUGUUCUCAAAAGUAACGCCCAGAGAGCACAGGCAGAAAGCGAUAAGACGUUCCACGAGAUGCUGCAGGCAGUGGAGCGGUGGAAGGCUGAAAUCCAUCAGAUGAUCACGGCCAACAUGCAGGCAGCAAUGUCGCAGGCCGAAAGCUACGUAGACCGUCUGGAGCAGGAGAUUCAAGAGCUACAACGCAGGGAUGCAGAGCUAAGGCAGAUCCUGGAGACAGAGGACAACAUUCAUUUUCUUCAGAAUUUUCCCACCCUGUGUGUCCCUCCGGAGGCCAUGGUGCCCAAAGUGCUCAUCAACCCUCAAUUCUCCUUUGGAGAGAUGAGUAAAACAGCGAUGGAGAUGAAGGAACAUCUGGAUGACAUCUGUAAGAAGGAACUGGGCAAGAUCUCCAAGAUAGUGAGUGAAACCCCUGUGUACAUACUUUUGCCAAGAAAUGGAGACAAACGACUCAAGGUUCCUUCCAGAGUUGAUUUUCAGGAGCCAAAAACCAGGACAGACUUCUUAAGAUACUCCUGCAAGUUGUCCUUUGAUCCAAACACAGUGUAUAAAGAGCUGGUCCUAUCUGAUGGAAACCAGAGGGUGACACGUAAGAAGACCGUCCAGUUUUACCCAGAUCAUCCAGACCGCUUUGAUGGCUUCUCGCAGGUGCUGUGUAAGGAGCCUCUGACUGGUUUUAGAUUUUACUGGGAGGCAGAGUGGGGCGGGGAGUUUUCCAUUGGGGUUGCCUACAAGAGCAUCAGUCGAAAGGGAAAAAACUCCCACAGCCUGCUCGGCUACAACGACAAGUCCUGGAGCCUCCUGUGCUCGGACUCAGGUUACUCUGCCUGGCACAACAAAGUAGACCGUGAUCUCCCUGAUGCUCCCAGGGCCUCGAGGCUUGGUGUGUACCUGGAUUAUGCAGGCAACACUGUGGCCUUUUAUUCUGUAUCAGAGACUAUGGAGCUAAUCCACAGGUUCAAAGCUCAGUUUAGUGAGCCGCUGUAUGCAGGCUUUGGUGUGGGCUCUUCUGUCACUCUCUGCCAGCUGAAGCAGAAUUCAACACCUUACUAA